Aplosporella prunicola CBS 121167 is the source of this 1742-nucleotide messenger RNA. RefSeq lists its product as uncharacterized. The record is from RefSeq and is a predicted model, not a curated record. Bases 41 to 1693 code for a protein of 550 amino acids. Lineage: Eukaryota; Fungi; Ascomycota; Dothideomycetes; Botryosphaeriales; Aplosporellaceae. The transcript is spliced from 4 exons.
CAUUCAACCUCGACGCAACCGUCGUGCUAUCGGCCACUAAAUGGCUUCGCCCUCGAGUGAUGCCAGUCCUACUACUCUCUUGGACUUGCUGAGAAACUCACUUCUGCUGCACCACACAGCACCCUAUCUGCCGACUUCCUCACUUUACGCGCUUGCAAGGACGUCCAAAGCAUUCCAUGCGCUGGUCUUCCAUUCGCCUGAUGUUUUCCGCUAUCUGGAUCUAUCAACCGUCAGGUCGGCCAUUAUACCUCACGCGUCGCCGUUGGAUUCCGGGGGUAUCAACUGGCGUUCGGAGCGCAUGGACGAGGCCUUGACUGAAGACGAAUUCUACUCCGGCCCCCUGAGAGGUAUCUUUUCUAAACUUGGCAGACGAAAUGUCCUGCAGCACGUGCAUACUCUGGUCCUUGACGGUUUAAGCGUGCCGGCUGAUCUCGUGCGAGAGAUCAUCGCGGAAGAUCGGUUCGCCGUCCGCAUACUCUCUGUCCGAGAGGCUGAGCAUUUGAACGAAAGGAAAUUGAUGCAGGUUCUGAAGUAUGCUGUGCGACCUUCUAGGCCGGAAGGGACACCAAGGUUGAAGGGGCUUUAUGUGUUCGGCGUGAAAGAUCCCUCUCCCAUUACGGAACCUAUCGGGAAGAAGCGAACCACUCCUCCACGGACUCCUGCUGGCGUAAUGGGCUCGGAAGGCGCCCAGAUUGGUGCAGAAUGGAACCAAAAGUCCUCUGAUGCUUUGAGUUCGUCACUGUCCCAAUCGGAACACAAAUGGUAUCAAUCCGCAGGACGGGUGCUCCACAAGCGUCCUUCUCCAGAGUGGGCGGAAACACUCAAAGCUUGCGAGGGUAUCAUAUAUUUCGAUGCUGUUCUCUGUCGCGGCCCACGACACGACAUCUCCACGGCAUACACAGGUCCUACGGAUGACUCGCCUGCUCCACAUCCACUUUCAUACUUGAGCCCGGCCGUGGCCAGCAUAGCACUUGGCUCCUCUGGUUGUCACAACUGCAACUCUUGCCCUGAGGGCGCGGCUAUCUUCGGCAAAUCCCCUUCACAUCAUCUUCCACUUCUUAGUCCCCCUCCGCUUCAUUCCUCGACCAUCCAGGCAGCCCAAAGGCCGUCAGCACGGAACCGCAACGAAAUGCCAGUACUAAUUUCGCGCUGCGAAGACUGUCUUAGGGGUCGCUGGUGCGAACGCUGCAACAAAUGGUGGGACGAAGACUGUUAUGAGGGGACCGGCACUUCCACGUUCACAGCAAUGCAGCAAGAAGAGGCAAUCAGCGAUAUGCUACAAUCCGGGCGGAAGACCAAAAAAGACAUCAAGGUUGUUGGGGUUAAACGGGAUUGCUUCGGAUGUGGACCUACAUGUGCUGAUUGCCGGAGUCUCUAUAUCCGGUCGUGUCGGACAUGCAGGAACGAAUAUUGUAUUGUGGAUAACGAUGGCUCAUCUUCUACUGCGGCGUACGAGAGAAUUAUACUGACCAAGUCCUUGGCUGAGCCCAAGACAGCUUCGCCUAGACAAGAGUAUGUCACGACAAUAAUGAAACAUGGCGUUCUUUGGGAGGAGUACAUGGAUAGCUUCAGACUUGUGACAUUUCAUCUCCCUUCGCUAGAAUUCUACAGUUUUUGGGGAUGCAGCUACGCAUCUAGCUUUGUAUCACCAUGUCUUCUCUUCGUUGACUACAAGGCCUCAUGGGACAAGUAGCCAAUAGCUAACAUGGGGACAUAGGUGCUUCCACAUUGAUAAAUGAAGC